UCAACCCGUUCGAAGCUCCCGCUAAAAAAACAAGUCACACAAUAACCAUGGCUGAAUACAGCAGUGAUGAGCUCGUCGCACCCGACUGGCUUGACGCAUCAUUUUUCCAAAAAGUUGUUCGUGAAUUCAACAAGGACACAUCGAUUGUCGUCAAAAACAUCGCUACUCGUCCCGGAACGAAGCCUGGCGAGCAUUACGCGAGUGUCAUGUAUCGCACAGAAGUCACUUUCGAUUGCGCCGCAUCCAAAAACAACGUUAUCAAGUUAAUUCUUAAGACAAUGCCAUUCGAGGAGGGUCACAAGAAACAAUUUUUGCAAGAAACGACGGCUUUUAAGACGGAAAUGCGAAUGUAUGGCGAAGUGUUGCCGGAAAUGCAGCGACUUUUGAGAAGUAUUAACGACCAAACUGUGAUCGCACCUACUUUGGUGUACAAAAGUAACGAACCAGCACCCGUUAUUGUCUUCAUCGACGAAGGUCCGAACGGUUUUAAGCCCUACGAGUCGGCAUUAACGCAUGCGCAAGCUCAAGUUGUAAUAGAUCGCAUUGCCAAGUUCCACGCGUGUUCCGUCAAGAUGAACGAAAAUGGAAUUGAUAUGGCCUCGUUCAACGAUUGCCCAUUUGAAAAAGUUGAAGGUCGCAUGGAUUUCAUGGAAUUUUUCACGCCAAACAUCCGAGAUGCCCUCAAAACGAUCAAGAAAUGGAAAGGAGUCGACGACGUUAUCCCUGUUUUGGAAAAACAUGUUGAAGUUUUAGAGGAGCGCGUUCGAGAACUCUAUCUAAAUCGCAGCGAUCGACGAUAUGAGGUCUUAACACACGGCGAUUUCCAGUUUAAAAACAUGAUUUCGCGUAAUGGAGGACUUAAAAGUGAAGAUUACCUGUUACUUGACUAUCAAUUUUGUUAUUGGUGCACGCCUGCGCCAGAUGUCUUGGCUCUCUUGUACAACAUCUGUCACGAGGAAGUCCGUUUGGAGCAUCGGGAAGAGACAAUUCGCAAAUAUUUUACAAUUUUCACGGAAACUCUUCAAAAAUUGCAGUUUAAAGGGAAAAUGCCGCGAUUAAUUGACCUUCAGUUGGAAAUUUUGCGAUGUGGCAUAUUGGAAUACAUGAAUUUCUUGAUUUUUGUCCCAUUUUUACAAAUUGAUUUUUCAAAGCUGGACCUCAAUGAGAUGGUUGAGAAGAUGGAUUUUCACAGUGCAGGCAAAUUUGUCUUUGAAUCCGAGAAAUUUCAACGAACGUUCCUUGAACGGAUCAGAUUUCUCAUCAACAUGGGAGUUUUUGAUUAAUUUUUAAGUUUUAUUUUUAGGUUUUUCAAUGAAUAAAUGGGCAAAUAGAUGAAAAA
Culicoides brevitarsis is the source of this 1339-nucleotide messenger RNA. RefSeq lists its product as uncharacterized. The record is from RefSeq and is a predicted model, not a curated record. The transcript is spliced from 2 exons. The coding region runs from base 48 to 1283 and encodes 411 amino acids. Lineage: Eukaryota; Metazoa; Arthropoda; Insecta; Diptera; Ceratopogonidae.